Balaenoptera acutorostrata (minke whale) is the source of this 3607-nucleotide messenger RNA. RefSeq names its product cyclin dependent kinase like 1 (gene CDKL1). The record is from RefSeq and is a predicted model, not a curated record. Lineage: Eukaryota; Metazoa; Chordata; Mammalia; Artiodactyla; Balaenopteridae. Gene Ontology annotation, cellular component: nucleus. Gene Ontology annotation, molecular function: cyclin-dependent protein serine/threonine kinase activity; ATP binding. The coding region runs from base 511 to 1605 and encodes 364 amino acids. Gene Ontology annotation, biological process: protein phosphorylation. The transcript is spliced from 9 exons.
GCGGGUGGGAAGCCGGGGCGGCGCUGGCGGGUUUCCCCGCGGCCGCGCAGCAGCGGCGGGGCGGGAGAGGUGGCCCCGCCCAGCGGCGGGACGGCGCGGCCGUGCUUCCCACAGAGCUCCGGGCCCGCCCCUGGAGGCGCGGGGCGCGGGGCGCCUCGCAGGGCCCUCCCCUCCGGCGGGGCCUCGCCACCGCCGCCCGCGCGGGGAGCCGGGCGGUGUCUUCUUGCCGAAGGGAGAUGAAACCCGAUAUCAGAACCGGGGAAGCCCUUACCCUUCCCGGUCCUCCAGCCAGCUCAUGUGUCUUAGAUCGGAUGAACCUACCAUUAAAAAGAUAGAUUGUCUUACAACUCAGUUCGUUUUAGGAUGACGGGUUACAUUUUAACUUGCAGGGUCCUUGACAAAGACCCAUCGUUGAGUGAAGCUCUAGUGCAGUGUGUUCAUGUCAAGAUUUUAUAAGCGACAUUUUCAAACAAUGUGAAGAUCCGUUUAAAGAAGAUUUAUUCUUCUGUGAUGGAGAAGUAUGAAAAAAUUGGGAAAAUUGGCGAAGGAUCCUAUGGAGUUGUUUUCAAAUGCAGAAACAGGGACACGGGUCAGAUUGUGGCUAUCAAGAGGUUUCUGGAAUCAGAGGAUGACCCUGUCAUAAAGAAAAUCGCCCUUCGAGAAAUCCGCAUGCUCAAGCAACUCAAGCAUCCCAACCUCGUCAACCUUAUCGAAGUCUUCAGGAGGAAGCGGAAGCUUCACCUGGUGUUUGAAUACUGUGACCACACGGUGCUCCACGAGCUGGACAAACACCAAAGAGGGGUACCAGAACAUCUUGUGAAGAGCAUAACUUGGCAGACAUUGCAAGCCGUAAAUUUCUGCCAUAAACACAAUUGCAUACACAGAGAUGUGAAGCCAGAAAACAUCCUUAUCACAAAACAUUCUGUGAUUAAGCUUUGUGACUUUGGAUUCGCUCGGCUUUUGACUGGACCGAGUGACUACUACACAGACUACGUGGCCACCAGGUGGUACCGCUCCCCAGAGCUGUUGGUGGGGGACAUGCAGUACGGCCCCCCAGUAGAUGUUUGGGCAAUUGGCUGUGUCUUUGCUGAGCUGCUGUCAGGAGUGCCUCUGUGGCCCGGAAAAUCAGAUGUGGAUCAGCUCUACCUGAUUAGGAAAACCUUGGGAGACCUCAUUCCUAGGCACCAUCAAGUAUUUAGCACAAAUCAGUACUUCAGUGGGGUAAAAAUUCCAGACCCUGAAGAUAUGGAACCACUUGAAUUAAAAUUUCCAAACAUCUCUUAUCCUGCCCUGGGGCUCUUAAAGGGCUGUCUCCACAUGAAUCCUGCCGAGAGACUGACAUGUGAGCAGCUGUUGCGGCAUCCAUAUUUUGACAGCAUCAGAGAAAUAGGGGAUUUGGCAAAAGAGCAUGAGAAAUCAACAAGGAAGACCCUAAGACAGAGCCAAAAGCACCUGCCGCGGGUAAAAGUGGGGCACUGCUUUACAGAAGCAUCCAAGGUUGCAAUUUCAAAUAAGCUCAUACCUGCCACCUGGUGUGGAGAGUCUGAAUCUAUACUUGAGGUGGCAAUUGUGGCUGGCAGCUCCAGCACCUUUAUUCCUGCAUGAGGACACACAGGUCACAAGAUCUACCAACCAGGGUCCCAAAGACAUCUGCCUGCUAAGGGCCCUUCUCCCAGAAUCCUAAAGGUGACCUUGCCCAGCAGCUUCCUGCUGCCAGCCAGGGGCCAGGGCUUUUGGUGUGCGUGAGCACAGGUCCCAGCCAGGGAAAAGAAGCAUGCUUCUUAUGCUUUGGAAAAUGAAAUCAAAUUUAUCCCGGUUAGCUCUCUGUCAUCGUGUUUACCUUCAGUAUUGAUUGACAUUCCAGGUUUAUCUAAAAAAGGAACUGUUUUCCUCCCUGAUCCAUUAAUCAUCAGAGUUGGCUAGUGUACAUGUGGUGAUGAGUGCUUUCAGUGAGAGCAGCAGAACAGUGCAUUUAAUCAGAUCACAGCAUCCAAGCUGCACACUGGGAACCUGUGGAGAAUUGUGAUUGGUGUAAAGUGGCAGAAUGGCCUUACAUUAAGUGUCUUGUCAUAAGCCAAAAGCCGUAAUAAUUUAGGAUGGACUGUAGUUGGAACCACAGUUAAGAUGAGCUGGCUGCUCCUGGUUGCUUCUGGAUCUGCUCAGGUACCCCUUAAGCUAUAAGUUAUCUUGUCUUAGUCCUUCCCUUUGCAGCCUCCUCUGCCCAGUAUGCUGAGUGGCACCUGGGUGGUGUUUGUGAGGUUUGGAGGAGAGAAGAGGGUGGACAGUCCAUUAUGAACAGGUACAGCAUGAAACGCAGGGCCCUAAGAGACCAGAGUUACGAAAUUAAGAAUGCUUUUAAUGCAAAACAGACUGGAAAUAGACUUUCCCCUCAGAGUUACCCCUUAUCUUGCUGUUUCUUUAUUUCAAGAAUCUUAGAACCCUUGACUUACAAGGAAUUUUAGAAAACCUCAUCCCUUCUUUUAAAGAAACUGGAAUUGAAACUUUAAAAAGUGGGACUUCCCUGGUGGCGCAGCGGUUAAGAAUCUGCCUGCCAAUGCAGGGGACAUGGGUUAGAGCGCUGGUCCGGGAAGAUCCCACAUGCCGCGGAGCAACUAAGCCCGUGCGCCGCAACUACUGAGCCUGCACUCUAGAGCCCGUGAGCCACAACUACUGAGCCCGUGUGCCACAACUACUGAAGCCCACACACCUAGAGCCCAUGCUCUGCGACAAGAGAAGCCGCCGCAAUGAGAAGCCCGUGCACCACAACGAAGAGUGGCCCCCACUCGCUGCAACUAGAGAAAGCCUGUGCGAAGCAACAGACCCGACACAGCCAAAAAUUAAAACAAAAAACAAAAACUUAAAGUGGAUUGUCAAUGGCAGAAAGUGAGACUUGUAGCAGAGUUGUGACUAGAACCUCAGGAUGAGCCACCUGCCCGUAAAUGCUACUGAAAUAGGCACCAAUUUAAAAAAAAAAAAGAGGCUCUUGAUGGAAGUAUUUUUACUUGAAAGACUAGGGGAACCCAACUAAUUUGUGUGUUGCUUGUAGGUCCCAACUGUUUGAUUUAAAAGUACUUGUUUUUCAGAUACCUAAGGCCAUAUAGUACUGUAUGUGCUCCCUUACUUUCAUUUGACAUUGACGAUAAAUUCAAACAUUUUCUGGCAGCGUGAAAGGAGCAGUUUUGCCUUUUUAACUAAGGUAGUAGGUGGGCAAAUCACCUAAGUGCUCCAGACAUCAGUUUUCUUCACUACAAGACAAGAUUUUGGCUUAAAUGAUCCCUAAGGUCCCAGCAAGCUCUUAACCCCCAUGAAUCUAUGCUUUUUUCCAGUAAUGUUAACAUGUAGAUUUUUCCCUUCUUUUUCAUAUUCUCUAAAUUUCCUUUAAUGUGCAUGUUUUGCUUUAUAAUAUAAAAUAAAUAUUGAAAAGAAAAAGCAGAGACCAAAUUUAUGGGAGGGGGUGAGCUCCAAAUCCUUCAAUUCCGCCCCUGAGCAGAGACCAAAUUUAAACAUUUUGUCCUUUCUCAGAUCCUGGAUUCUGUGCAGAAAAAAGUAUUUCUGUGCUGGAAAAGUUGUUUGUUUACCUCUUUUCGAUGUGUUAUCAAUAAUGAAA